Molecule: messenger RNA, 4860 nt
Organism: Penaeus indicus
Lineage: Eukaryota; Metazoa; Arthropoda; Malacostraca; Decapoda; Penaeidae
Exons: 6
Coding region: 223-1947 (574 amino acids)
Source: RefSeq, a predicted model, not a curated record
AGUGUAAGAGAUUCAUAAGGAAUAAUGAAAAUACAUACACAAAAGAAAAAAAAUGGAAAUAACAAUACUGCUAAGAAGAAACAUAAAAACGGGAAAUAAAUCUAGUGAGAAAGAAUAUAACGAAAAUAGUUAAAGCGGGACAAAGUCGGUCGAACUAGACUUCAUUUUGUACACAGUGAGGAAAGCACGUUGAAGGAGAGCCUGUUAUUUGAGAUUUCAAACAUGAAAUGGCGAGAUCGAAUAUCCAUACUGUCAAGGAAAAGGACACUCAAGAGCUUCGUUGGGCCAGGCCAGGAGCAAAAUGAUGUUCCUUCUGGCUCAGGGUCAGGGCACAAUGGUCCUCAGGCCCUCUUGGGGGGCAUCCAAGGGAGCUCGGUAGAGAACACCUUAUCGCAGAUCCGUCCAGUCAUAGGACCAGACCAUAAGAGCUACUACAUCCUGCUGCGAGGGAAUGAGGACUCCUUCAUGUGCAUUCAGCCUGCCAAAGAUGUGAUUGAUAGCUUGGAUGAUGUUGUAAAGAAUGUGGUGAACAGUGUAAAAUUGUCAAAACUGUCACAGGAGAGUGAGUCUCCUCCCGUGGUCAAAAAGCCGAGGUACAGCCAAGGGAAAACUUACAAAAGUACAAACCGCCAGAAUCUACCCACCACUAAAAAUAAUGGAGUACUUAAUUCCCAUGUCCAGAUCAGUGAAGGAGACAGAGCAGAGGCGGCUACAGGCCUUGAGAACUUACUCCUCUGCAGAGUGAGCCCCGAGGAGACAAAUAAUGUGGUGGAAAAUGUCGUACUUAACCGUAGGGUUCAAAACAUAAACAGUGAACAGCAGAAUAAGAUGGUGAGAACUAGUAUGUUACUAUAUCCUCUAGUGCAAAAUAGUAGACUAGCACAGGGCAGUGCAGUUCGUGCUAAUAGUAAACAGAAAACCAGUUUGCUUUUAUCAAGUGACUCAGUGAAUGAGCUGGAUGACCCGUUAUUCAUUCCCUCAGAAAGUGAUUUGAUACAGAACAUUGCUCAAAGCUGUACAGCAGUUAGAUUAAGUGACCAGAAGCAAGAACUAAGUAGUUUAGAACCUACGGAGCCUGAGCUCUGUGAUCCCUCGGAAUACGUGACGACAGAAAUUAAGGAUCUAAACAGCAUACUUCCUGCCCCCGUAGGACAGAGUCCUUCACCAACGGAACUCUGUCUUAUCGCAAGGGAAGGAACUUUGCUUUCGGAGGAAGAGAUCACAUCGCAGAUUAAAACCAUGAUUGAAUCUGAGCAGCUAGUGGUUGGGGAAGGCAAACAAAUUGUUGUGAUCAGAGUGUCGGCAAGGGAAGCUGUAGUAAAAAUAGUGGGCAAUGAAGCAGAAUCUGUCAAUAGCAGUGAGCAUCAGGAAAUAAGAGAGGCAUCGGAGACUUUGCAGCAUGAGGAGCAGGAGAUGUCAGAAAUGUCGACAGUAGUGAAGGAGGAAGAGCUCUGCUAUGACCCAGAGGUUGUGAUUGCCAACAACAACAACAACAGCAUCAACAACAACCAUGAGGAAGGAGUGGAAUACCUUUUAUCUCCAUACCAGGGUCUCAUGUCAAAACGAGAGGUGGAGAGUGACGCUGACUAUGUGGUGGAGUCCUUCAUUGGCCCCUCUCCAACACCUCCCCUGCAGGAAUCCCCAGAGGAUGAGCGACUGGCGUACCAAAUUGAGGAGGUCGCUGCCACUGGGGCUACCUCUAUAGCUGACCCCCUCAUCACGGGAGCUGAGAAGGACGAUGGGGAGAUUGUUGUGUUCCAGAGGGAGGAUGGGGCAUUUGUGAAUCAGGAUGGGACUCCAGUGUCAAGUGAGCUCCAGUACCUAAUAGCUACAUCACAGCAGGACUUUGCCCCCUCACUGGAACCAGUUGACCACUCAGACUCCAUCUUCGUGUCUCCAGGAACCUUUGACCAUCACCAUACCAUUGAUGUCAACACAGGGCUGUAAAGACUUCCCUUUUGCAAGUGUAAUCUCAAUGAGGACAUCACAAGUGGUGCUUUGUGAUGAAUUUUGCAAGACUAGAAAACUGAAAUAUGGUACUGAAAAAAGAAAAAAAAUUAUAUUGUGAAUAAAUGUGAAUAAAAAAGGAAAACAGGAAAAAGGAUAGAUUUUUUAUUUUAUUUUUUCAAGUUAAAUGAGACCCAUAAUCAGUUAAACCCAUUUUAUCUGUGAAAUCAGUAAUAAUUUGUGGUUAGAAAGAAGGACCUUCCUAGAGACACAGUUAAGCUAGGAGUUAAGAGACACUGAGUAAUUUUACAUUCUACUUAACAGAAUGCACGAAACAUGGUGAAGGCUGUUAUGGCCUUACCUUUUGAUAUUCUCAGGGCCCACAUUCAUGGCGGUUCAGUUGUAUAACUAUGAUAUUUUUGUGGUCUGAUGUAAUAGUUUAUGUGGAAUAAUUCAGGGCAAGAGUCUGCUGAAACACAAGCUAUUUAUUAAUAGGACUUUAGAAUCUUUUUAGACAUAAAGAAGUGGCUUGCAGGAUCUCACGAUUGGUUUUCUUUUGCUCCAUCCUAUGCAGAAAACCUCCACAAGAUUGUAAUAUGCUCUAUCAAGGUAUUGGAAUUUUGUCAUUUGAUGUAAUUUGAAAGAAAAAGACGUCGCGAGUGCCUGAUCAGAUCUGCUUUGGAGGCUGCCCGUUACAAGUGUCAAGAUAAAUAAAAGCAGAGUGGACCAAAGCAACUCUUGGAGGCUAAUUUAGUAGACUCUGGUAUUGGGACGGUAAAGGAGAGAUGUUGCUGUACAGGAAGUUCUAUGCAUCUUGCAGUCUCAUAAGAUUAUUGAGUUGGAAUAUGAAUAUAAGACAGAUGAAGAUGAGAAUGCGAGAGGAAGAGUUUGAUGAUAUAGGUCAAUUUCUUUUCUUUUCUUUUCUUUAUGGAAGGAAGAGAUGUUUAAUAUGAUAAGGUUGACAGUUUUUUGUAAAUUUUAAUUUCAGUUUUUCAUAUUCCUUGACAUCAGUGUUUCAGGGAACCUCUUAAUAGUUCUUGAAAUACAGAUUUUACAGAUUUGUAUAUACAGUGCAUAGCUCUAAAGAUGUCCUUUUAACCUGAUGCUGUUGGGGAUGGCAUGUAAGAACUUGCCCUGCCCCUUGCAAGUUGAGUGUAUAAAUUGUCUUCACAAUAUUAAUGGCUCUGCUAGUACUUGGUCAAUAGUGAGCUGCUUGCUAGUACCUGUUUAACUUUUUCCUUGAUUUUUGGAAGUAUAAAUAUUUUUUUAUCUUAUAUUAUUAGUAGUAAUGUAAUAACAUUAUAAUGAUGAUUAUGUCUAUAUCAAUAAUAACAGCAUCGAUAUUGAUAACAUUAAUAAGAUAACUUUUCCCAAAAACUCGAGGAAAGAUGAGAUGAGAUGAGGUCAUAAGGUCUACCAAUUGACUCAGUGACAAAGUGCCUGUGGAGCUGUCUGUGUGUGUGCAGACAUUUAGAAAACAAUACUCCUGCUAACACUACAUUUUCUGGCAGCAUGGGGUUAAAUAAUAACUUAUAAUAAUAACUGAUAUGUAUAUUUAUUAAACUUUGGAACUUUGCAUUUUCCAUCAUAUUAAAAUGUAUAUAUAUACUUAUUCAAUCAGUAUUAGAAGGAGUUACAAGCACUGAUUAUGUUUUAGAUGCUGUUAAGAGGUUUUACUGUAUUUUACACAUAACAGCAUAGAUGUUAAAAAUCCUUAUAUUGUGACCUUUAAAAUGUUAUUUUAGUUUAUAUGAAUUGGAAUUUGACUUCAAAAAUGCAUACAUAUGUUUCUUGUUUAUUUAGUUUACUCGUGUCUUUUAUAUAAAAAUGAAAUUAAUAUUUAUGUAAUGAUUUAUAUUUGCCAUAUUUUUUAUUUCAAAUUAACGUACCAUAAAAGUGUUAGAGUUACCUUGGAAUCAUAUUCUUAAAUUUUUAAGCUUUCUGAAAUUCAAGAAAGUUCAAGACCACAAGACGAAAGUUAUCGAUGGCACACCGACCACAACUGACACUUAAUUCUAUCAUGGAAUGUAUAUGGAAUUCCAUCGGAGAUCCUCUUAGCCAGUUAAAUUGCAGUGUCUUUUUUGAUAUGGGAAACUUACACAUAUCUGUACAGGUAAUGUUAACUUUCAUAUGCAUAUUUUGUUUGUAUAUAUAUGUAUAUAUAUUCAUCUUUUUUCUGUCAGUGUGUGUGUGUAGACAUAGUUUGACCUAGAGUUUUUCAAGUUGAUCUGAACUUUAUUGUAGACUUUAGGCAUGAGGGCUUAUGAAGAUAGUGUUCAAUUUUUUUCCAGAGGAAUCUUUUGAUUUUUAAUGUUUAUUAUUAUUUUUUUUUUCCUGUUGUUCCAUUUGUUAUUUGUUUGAUGUUAUGUGAAUUCAAAUUAUGGAGACAUUCAUAAUAUCCAUCAUAUGUAUUUAUGAUGAAUUGGCAUUCUUUAGUGCUUGAAAACUUCACGAGUCCAAAAUAAUGUUCAGACACACCAUGCAGUUUGAAAACAUGUAGCAGCUGCAUUGUCAUUCACGAAAUCCGGUGAAUUCAAAAUGUUAACAAUUGUUGAAGGUCUUCAUUUCAAUUUAUGUCAGUCUGGCAUCAUAUUCAAACCAAAGUCAGUUUGUGUAAAGUUUUAUUGUAAUGUUUUUGGGGUGCCCGUCUCUGGCACUCAAAGCUAUGUAUGUGAUGUAGGUACAAAAUACAAAGAGAGUUUUUCUUUCUUUUUCUAUUUAUUUGUAAACAUUCAAGAAACAGACAUCAAGUGAAUGUUGUUAUUAUUAAGAUCAUUAUUGUUUUUUAGAUUCUUGUGAUACUUGAAAGCCUAGUCCUUAGAAUGAUAAAGGACUGCAUUUAAUAUUUCCAACUGUAAACAUUUUUGGGAAAGAGGAUAAAAAAAUAAAGCAACUUAUCUUAUUCUCUUUUCA